Fonsecaea pedrosoi CBS 271.37 is the source of this 528-nucleotide messenger RNA. RefSeq lists its product as uncharacterized. NCBI's taxonomy places the organism in Eukaryota, Fungi, Ascomycota, Eurotiomycetes, Chaetothyriales, Herpotrichiellaceae. The transcript has a single exon. The record is from RefSeq and is a predicted model, not a curated record. The coding region runs from base 1 to 528 and encodes 175 amino acids.
AUGGUUAUGAACAAAAUUGACCCCAGAUCCCCAGAUCCCGAUGAUUCUACCGCCUAUUCUGGCACAACACCCUCUGAAACGACCGUUGAUAACCUCGACGGAUCUGACAAUGUCGAUCUGAGCGUCCCCUCCGCCCCUUGGCCCGGAUCCACCUAUAUCAUCCGCUCCACCUCAUGCGGACGCUUCCUCUCGCUGGUUGACGGGAAUGUUGUGCUAGCCCACCAGAAUGGCCGAAGCUCUAUACGCUGGAAGUGCGCAGAUCGAGAAGGCUGGCUCGGCUUUAAGAACGAAGCCUCCGGCAAGUGGCUAGGCUACAAUGGCGACGCAAUACGCUGUUCGGCCGGGGAACACAAGGCACGUGAGAGUUUUGUCGUCCGUCCGAGACCAGAGGGAGGCUAUGUCUUGCUAGUGACCUCUUGGGAGAACCUCUGGGCUGUGGGGGUUAAGAGGGUGAAGGAAGUGGAGACGUUAGCGACAAUCAACAGAGGAGUAUCCCGCGGCCUCAUUUGGGAUUUUGUCGAAGUUUGA